CAACAAAGUCAGUCAGUAUCGAAAGAAUAUUGCUUGUUUUGAUUUUAUGUUUAAUCUCUAAAAUCUUUUAAAAAGUAUUAAGACAAGGUUUAUUUCUGUAAAUAAACAUGCCGAAAGUUCGCCGCAGUCGUAAAUCACCACCUGAGGGAUGGGAAUUGAUUGAACCUACACUUGAAGAACUUGAACAAAAAAUGCGAGAAGCGGAAACAGAACCUCACGAGGGUAAGAGAAAGCAGGAAUCACUGUGGCCAAUAUUCAAAAUACACCAUCAGAAGUCUAGAUACAUUUAUGACUUAUUUUAUAGACGUAAAGCUAUCAGUAGAGAGCUCUAUCAGUACUGUCUGGAUGAGAAAAUAGCUGAUGCUAACCUAAUUGCUAAAUGGAAGAAAACCGGCUAUGAGAAUCUUUGCUGCUUAAGAUGUAUACAAACAAGGGACACUAAUUUUGCUACUAACUGUAUAUGCAGAGUGCCAAAAAGCAAGCUGGAAGAAGGAAGAAUUGUAGAAUGUGUUCAUUGUGGUUGUCGAGGAUGCUCCGGGUAAUCAUAGGACAUAGUACUGUACAUUUUAAGUGUUUUCAUAAGCUACGUAUAUUAAAAUAUAUAU
Molecule: messenger RNA, 605 nt
Organism: Papilio machaon (common yellow swallowtail)
Lineage: Eukaryota; Metazoa; Arthropoda; Insecta; Lepidoptera; Papilionidae
Gene: l(1)10Bb
Product: protein BUD31 homolog
Exons: 3
Coding region: 108-542 (144 amino acids)
Biological process (GO): mRNA splicing, via spliceosome
Cellular component (GO): nucleus; spliceosomal complex
Source: RefSeq, a predicted model, not a curated record